AUGGCCCCCAAGACAGAAGGCAUUAUCUUUGUGCUCGGCGCCCCGGGGGCUGGAAAGGGCUCACUCAGCGCCAUAUUGGCGAAAGACUACGGCUUUAAGCAUCUGUCCAUCGGAGAUCUUCUACGACAAGUGGUGGCAUCUCCAGACGCCGACAAAACGAUUGUCGACUAUGUGCGCCGAGGAGAACUCCUCACCACGCGUCUACUCUUCCAGACUUUGAAGCCUCAUAUCGAGGAAGGAGGCAUUAUCCUCUUGGAUGGCUUUCCUCGACGUCUGGAUCAAGCCCAGGCAUUCGAGAGAGAGUUUCAAAUUCCUGUGCUUGUUCUAUUCUUCGACUGUCCCAAAGACUUGGUGGAGAAACGCGUAAUCAACAGAAAGCAAGGUCGUGAAGGCGAUAACCUCGAGACGUUCAGAAAGCGGUAUGCCGAAUUCUUGGAGCUGAAUCCACCUCUUGUUCAUCACUAUGGCCAGAUGGAAAAACUUGUUACGGUUAACACAAGUGACAUUGCUUCCUCGAGCUAUGGAGUUUUGUUGAAGCUCUUGCAGGCUAGAUCGGAAUGGGACUCUUUGGUCCGCAAAUGA
Messenger RNA from Trichoderma gamsii, 582 nucleotides. RefSeq names its product cytidylate kinase. Gene Ontology annotation, cellular component: cytoplasm. Gene Ontology annotation, molecular function: ATP binding; AMP kinase activity. Bases 1 to 582 code for a protein of 193 amino acids. The transcript has 4 exons. Gene Ontology annotation, biological process: nucleobase-containing compound metabolic process. The record is from RefSeq and is a predicted model, not a curated record. Lineage: Eukaryota; Fungi; Ascomycota; Sordariomycetes; Hypocreales; Hypocreaceae.